Molecule: messenger RNA, 3368 nt
Organism: Orussus abietinus
Lineage: Eukaryota; Metazoa; Arthropoda; Insecta; Hymenoptera; Orussidae
Gene: Pgant7
Product: N-acetylgalactosaminyltransferase 7
Exons: 11
Coding region: 213-1958 (581 amino acids)
Cellular component (GO): Golgi apparatus
Source: RefSeq, a predicted model, not a curated record
UCGCACGAUCCUGCCCGUAAGCAAUCUCCCAACUCAUCUCUGCUUUGAAUUCAUUUCUAAUUCAUUCCAAUUCAUUCCGAUCCACUGCACUGAAGAGGGACACGUUGAAUCUUAUUUUGACAGUUCAUUCUAAAGGAAGAAUAGCUCUAAAACUGUCAGUGUCAACAUUUCGACGGUAAUUUCUGGCAAAACGUUUAUCCAAGGUGUCAAAAAUGAGAAUUGUACAAUUAAAAAGAAACCGCUUACUGCACAUCCUGGUUGGAGCUAGCUUACUUCUUACCGUCUUAUAUGUUUUGUUCUCUUUUGCUUCUGAUAAUCACGUGAAAAAUUUGAAAGGCUAUUGGGCAGAGUCUUUGAAGAGCAAACAGGUUCCAGUCUUUAUAGAUGGCCUUGGUAAUUUUGAACCAAGAGACCUAAAGGAAAGAACUGGUCCUGGGGAGGGUGGAAAACGACACAUUUUGAGAGAUGACCAACAAAACGAUGUCCAACAGUCAGAAUCUGAAUAUGGCAUGAACAUGGUAUGUUCAGAUGAAAUUUCCUUGGAUAGAUCGAUUCUGGAUACUAGGCCGGAAGAGUGUAAACAUUGGGAUUAUCCAAAAGAUUUACCUCGAACAAGUGUCAUUAUAGUAUUUCAUAAUGAAGGUUGGUCCGUAUUGAUGAGAACUGUACAUAGUGUUAUCAAUCGUACACCUCCACAAUUCUUGGAAGAAAUCCUUCUAGUUGAUGAUUUCUCUGACAAGGAAAAUUUAAAAGGAGAAUUAGAAUCUUACAUUGAUAGGUGGAGUGGAAAAGUACGAUUAAUAAGAAAUCAUGAACGGCAAGGCCUGAUACGGACUAGGUCUCGAGGAGCUCGGGAAGCAAAAGGAGAAGUUAUUGUUUUCUUGGAUGCGCAUUGUGAAGUUAACCUUAAUUGGUUACCACCUCUAUUAGCUCCUAUUGCUGUUGAUAGUACUGUGAUGACUGUACCAGUAAUAGAUGGGAUAGAUCAUAAAACUUUUGAGUAUCGUCCAGUUUAUCAAGAAGGACAUUUAUAUAGAGGGAUUUUUGAGUGGGGGAUGUUGUACAAAGAAAACGAACUUCCUAGACGAGAAGCUAAAACUCGUGCUUAUAGCAGCAUGCCAUAUAGGUCGCCGACACACGCUGGUGGUUUAUUUGCAAUAAAUCGUGAAUAUUUCUUAUCGUUAGGUGGAUAUGAUGAAGGAUUGCUCGUCUGGGGUGGAGAGAAUUUUGAAUUAUCUUUUAAAAUUUGGCAAUGUGGAGGCAGCAUUUUGUGGGUGCCCUGCUCCCACGUGGGUCAUGUGUAUCGUGGCUUUAUGCCCUAUACUUUCGGUAAACUUGCUCAGAAAAAGAAAGGUCCUUUGAUCACUAUUAAUUAUAAAAGAGUUAUCGAAACGUGGUUUGACGAAAGGUACAAGGAGUUUUUCUAUACCAGAGAACCACUGGCACGAUUAUUGGAUCACGGCGAUAUCUCGGAGCAAUUAGCGUUCAAGGACCGUAUGAAGUGUAAAAGCUUUCAGUGGUACAUGGACAACAUCGCUUAUGACGUCCUUGAUAAAUUCCCUGAAUUGCCGCCGAAUAUUCAUUGGGGAGAGUUGCGAAGUGUAGCAACUUCUGCAUGUUUGGAUACCAUGGGACAUAGUCCUCCUAGUUUAAUGGCUACAUCGCACUGCCAUGGUUUUGGUAAUAACCAGUUGAUUAGACUGAAUGCAAAAGGUCAGCUGGGAGUGGGUGAACGAUGCAUCGAAGCCGAUACUCAAGGAGUGAAAUAUGCUUACUGUCGUUUGGGUACGGUAGAUGGGCCUUGGCAGUAUGACGAAAAAAUGAGGACCCUUUUGCACAGAGUUUAUAAGAAGUGCAUGGCACUACAUCCUCAAACGCAACAAUUGUCAUUAAUGCCUUGUGAUAUUAACAACACUUAUCAGCAAUGGACAUUCCAUCAGAUACAUCCUCAGUGGUGAAUAGAUAACCAUAAGUUCCUUGAUUCACUCCAAAUGACUUCCAUUUAUACGAUCCAAGUGUGGUUUGAGUAAUGGAAGGUUAUAUUUCAAUUCGACAAAAGUCUUAUUUAGUACAUAUCACAAUAAAUUUUAUACGUUUCAUGCCACUGCUGAUUAUACAAUGGUGUGUAUAUUACGUAUAUGGCAGUUAUACUAAAUGCUUUUGUUGGAUCAAAACGAAAGUGUGGUACGAUAGUUACGACUGCAAUGUAAACUUAGUCGCCAGUCGUAUGGGAAUUUAAUCCCGCACACGGUUCUCGGGUGCGGUGUAAACAUAACGUUUUGCGAACGUAUUGCAAAUAAGAUUUGCAAAAUAUCUGCUGCCAAUAUGAUGUUGACAUUUGCACGAACAGAAUUUUCUACUAAAGUAACGUACAGUUAACCUAGAAAUUCGCAAAUGCGAAUAUAACUGAUGAACUGAUAAUUUAACAUUCCUCGUAUGCCGAUCCGAUGAUGAGAUUUUUUUUGGAGAAGUAAAAUUUACUUCUUUAUCUUUAAGACUUUUUGUAACGGUGAAAAGUUAGUUAAAUAUAUAAAUAUAAGGAGUUCCAGUUCCAGAAAGGAAAAAUAUUUUUCCUUAAGAGCUUUGCACAAAUCUGGAAACUAAACACCUUGUAAAACUACUUGAACGAUUCAAUUUUGACGACUGACUACUUUUGAAUGUACUUAAGGGAUCGUAACUGAAAGCGACCUUCUCGCAAUACAAAAUGCAGUUAUCUGUUUAUUAAUUAAAUGCCGGUGAAUAAUUUAUUGGAGAUGUAUUUUGUAUCGGGGAACCUAUGCCCGUCACAGAUCUUUUUGUAUGUAUUACAUAAUAUUAAGUACUAUAAUAAUAGGAGACAAUCGAUGUUCAGUUUUAACUGCUUGCAAUACUUUGGCAAUCCUUUAGAAAUUUAUCAUUUGACAAUUAUAAUUGGUACGGUCGUGACAGGGCAAUAUGAUUACACUUCAUUGUGAUUGAUUACCCUUCUUAGUUAAUUCAUUGACUUUCAUUGAAUAUUCAUAAGAAGUUACUCAUAAUUUAAUACUGGCUCUUGUGCGUUGAGCAGGUUUUUUUAUUAUUUUGAUAAAAGGAGCAUGGUUGUAUUUGUGUUACGUAAAUUGGGGUUAUUUAUUAAUGUUGAUAUUAUAUAUUCGUUAAAAUAACAUUUGGGUUUUGUACUUUAUGGUUUUAUGUCUACAACUGUCUUUUGCCUUUUGCGUAUUUUGGUUAUGAAAGUUUGAGGUUACACCUUUGUUGUAUUAAAUUAUAAUCAUGAAAGUGUAGUGCAUUUAUAUACUUUAAGAUGCGUAGACUUUAGAUACAAAGAGAUUAUAUGACUGUAAGAAAAUGGAUAUUUUAUUAAAAUAAAUUGCGAGUUUUAAUAAAAA